AUGGCAGCAGUACGACUACGGAAAGUGUUUCAAUAUCCAGAAGAUUCGGACCAUGAGAAUGAUCGCGAGGAGCUUGAUGAGCAGGAGCAAGAGCGGGUAAUUGAGCAGCUACAGCGACAAAAUGAUACCCAUAACGCUCAUUAUAAUGUCAUAUUUACCGGUAUCCCAUUAGUCUUGGUGACUACUUUUCUCCCAUCGAUACUAUGGGCGUCUAGUUUCUUCCAACGCCUUUCUUCCCUGAUAGGGAUCUUUUCACUGCUGGCUUCAGCCUACACCAUGCGAUACUUGCCUCUUCAUUCAGAUCGUAAGGGUAAGAAACCCAUGUUGAUCGAAGACGAACGCUUGGCUUUUGCCCACACUGCCCUGAUCCCCGUGAACGGAGUGGUGUGCGGUGCACUGGCUCUGUAUACCUUCUGGGGAACUGGGUCCUCCGGGCCCUGGCCGGCACUCUAUCUCAUCCCUACUGCUAUGUUUGGCGCAAUUUUGCUCGCCCGGCAGAUGAUGCUCUCGGUCGAUCUAUCUACACUGAAAGACCUCCAGUAUGAGUACAAAGGGGCCUAA
Molecule: messenger RNA, 561 nt
Organism: Penicillium odoratum
Lineage: Eukaryota; Fungi; Ascomycota; Eurotiomycetes; Eurotiales; Aspergillaceae
Exons: 3
Coding region: 1-561 (186 amino acids)
Source: RefSeq, a predicted model, not a curated record